Humulus lupulus (European hop) is the source of this 2172-nucleotide messenger RNA. RefSeq names its product serine/threonine-protein kinase haspin homolog. The transcript is spliced from 15 exons. Gene Ontology annotation, cellular component: cytoplasm; nucleus. Lineage: Eukaryota; Viridiplantae; Streptophyta; Magnoliopsida; Rosales; Cannabaceae. Gene Ontology annotation, molecular function: ATP binding; histone H3T3 kinase activity. The record is from RefSeq and is a predicted model, not a curated record. The coding region runs from base 115 to 1968 and encodes 617 amino acids. Gene Ontology annotation, biological process: protein phosphorylation; intracellular signal transduction; mitotic cell cycle.
UUUCCAUCCUCUCCUCUUCUACUCUCUCGUACAAUUUCCAACUUAAAAAGUGUCAACUCCCGCCUUCCCAGUUCCCAGACUGACAGACUCGCUCUCUCUCUCUCUCUUGCUGCUAUGGCUUCAAAUACAGUUUAUGCUUCAGGCCGUAAUGGCGUCGAUCUCUGGUCAGAGAUCAUAGCUUCCGAACAACAACAACAACAGUCACAUGUUGAAGUGUUUUACAGAAGAAGAAAAGCCUCAAAAACCCCUUCAGAUGUUGUUCCUCCGAAGCAAUUGGGCUCGGAAGGUGAUGGGAUUCAUCAUAGGCUGAGCUUGGUUCCCCCUGCUCAGACGAAACGUAUCAGUUGGAAUCGUUCACUCUCUACCAGAGGUCGGACUAGUAUUGCCGUUGGCACUUGCAUUAAUCACCAGCCUCAACUUAAGAAGGCCAAGAGAAAGGGAAAGCCUCCUCGACCCAAAGGAAAACAUUUCCAACCUCCAAAUUUUGAGAUGGAGAGGGUGUAUUUUGAAGAGGUUGAUGCCUUCGAACUAUUGGAGGAGAGCCCCUCUCCCAAGAACUUUGGCACAUGGGCUGGGGUCAACCAGACUGAUAGUGUUGCAUUAACACAUUUGUCCACAAGACUAAACAAGUGGUUAAUCUGUAAGAAUUUGAACUACUCCUGUGGACCUUCCAGCACGCUGUCGAAGAUUCUAGGAACUCCAUCUAUUACAUUGGGGCCUCUAGAUUGUGAUAACCUUGACUCUGAGAAAAUGAAAACUCCUGAAAAAUCUUCUGCCAAAGCCUGUUCUCGUUUGCCUCAUGCCGAGACCACAUCCAAAUCAUACAAGGUUGAGGAUGUGGGCAAUGAGGGUUCUGAAGAAUUAGAAGCUUCAGUUAAAAAACUGUCACUUGCAUCAACUUCUUCAUCAGAUGCUGUGCAGUUUAAUCCAUUUGCUACACUGUUAGCAGUAUGUGAACAGUCAGUUCCUUUUAAGUUUCAGGACGUUUUCUCUAAAUAUUGUGAUCCACAGGAGAUCAUUAAAAUUGGAGAAGGGACGUUUGGAGAAGCUUUUAUGGCUGGAAGUUAUGUCUGCAAAAUAGUUCCUAUAGAUGGAGACUUCAGAGUUAAUGGAGAAGUGCAAAAGCGAUCAGAAGAACUGCUUGAGGAGGUUGUACUUUCCCGAACUCUUAAUUGUUUAAGACAACACCAGGAAGAUGCUCGUAAUGUGUGCAGCACUUUUAUUGGAACAAUAGAUUUAAAGGUAUGCCAGGGUUCAUAUGAUGCUACUAUGAUCAAGGCGUGGGAAGAAUGGGAUGAAAAUAAUGGUUCAGAAAAUGAUCAUCCGAAUGAAUUUCCUGAUAAACAGCGUUAUGUCAUGUUUGUCCUAGAACAUGGUGGUAAGGAUCUUGAGAACUUUGUACUUCUAAACUUCAACGAGGCAUUGACUUUCCUGGUUCAGGUUACAGCUGCCCUUGCAGUGGCUGAAGCUGCAUAUGAAUUCGAACACCGGGAUAUGCACUGGGGAAAUGUCCUUUUAAGUAGGAAUGAUUCUGCAACUGUGCAGUUCAUUCUUGAGGGGAAGAAAAUGUCUGUGAAGACAUUUGGAUUAUCGGUUUCAAUAAUCGACUUUACCCUUUCAAGAAUAAAUACUGGCGAAGACAUACUUUUUCUGGACCUAUCCUCAGAUCCCUAUCUUUUUAAAGGCCCCAAAGGAGAUAAGCAAUCAGAAACUUACCGGAAGAUGAAGGAGCUAACAGAAGAUUGCUGGGAGGGAAGCUUCCCUAAAACAAAUGUGCUGUGGCUGCAAUACUUGGUGGAUAUAUUACUCCUGAAGAAAUCAUUUGAACGUACCUCAAAGAACGAGAGAGAUUUGCGCUCUUUGAAGAAGCGUCUAGAAAAGUAUUGUUCUGCCAAAGAAGCUAUUUUUGAUCCAUUUUUCAGUGACUUAUUGGUUGAACAUGUACAAAUUAUUGAGUUGGAUGACUAAGCUGCCUGCACAAGAAAAGAAAAGAAAAGAAAAUAUGGUUUUUUUGCAUUGUAUAUCAUCAACAGAAAGACUUGGCACCUUUUUUUUUUCUUUCUUCUGUCUAAAAGUUAUUCUCAAAACACGCUGAUAAUUGUCAUGGUAAUUAUUACACGUCAUUCUAUGGAACAAGUAUUUGGAUAUCGAUGAGAAUUGUUGAUUAUGGUA